This is a messenger RNA of Podarcis raffonei (Aeolian wall lizard), 876 nucleotides long. Its product is annotated as phospholipase A2 inhibitor and Ly6/PLAUR domain-containing protein-like. The transcript has 5 exons. Bases 1 to 876 code for a protein of 291 amino acids. Gene Ontology annotation, biological process: defense response to Gram-negative bacterium. The record is from RefSeq and is a predicted model, not a curated record. Lineage: Eukaryota; Metazoa; Chordata; Lepidosauria; Squamata; Lacertidae.
AUGGAGAUGAUGAAUUUUGGAAAAUCAUUCCUAAGGGGAAUUGACGCAAGUUAUGCAGACCAACAGGCAAUGUUGAUAGUCAAUAAUGCAGUAUCAGAAAAUGUAAAAUUACAAAAGGGAGAAGACAGAGUUUGCCCCCUGUUGCCAUUACUGUUCAUUUUAGUAUUAAAGACCCUGGUGAGGAAUAUAAGAUCUGAUGAAGAAAUAAAAGGUAUAACAGUUGAAUGCAAAGCAUAUAAGCCGAGAGCAUUUGCAGAUGACCUUGUAAUGACCGUAGAAGACCCAUUGGCAAUAUUACCUCUGAAAUGCAGAUUUACUUAUAACAACACUGGAAUGACCUACAAUAGCUAUCUUAAAACAACUUGUGACUCCAAGCAAGAUUCCUGUGUUGCCAGUGUUCUGCGUACAAAUAUAAGGGGACAUCGAGUGCAACUUUUGAAUAAAUGCACGACAUCCUACGAUUGUUUCUCAGGCAAUUACAGCUUCACUGCAGGGGACGGUAAAUUCUUUGAGAUGAAGAAGCACUGCUGCAACACUCAACUGUGUAACAAUGCAACUCUCAGCCUUCCUGAUCGCAACGUGCUGUCUGAAAAUGGCCUGAAGUGCCCAACCUGCUUCUCCAAAGGAGCCACACAGUGUAAAAGUGAGAAGACCAUCAACUGCCUUGAGAAUGAGACCCAGUGUGUUGUUUUUAAAGGAUCUCUUUCUAGAGCUUUUACUAGGCUCCAAGAUUUCACGUUCCAAGGCUGUGGAACAACAGAUUUUUGUGCCAUCCACAGAAGAAAACUUGGAUCUGGGGGAUAUGUCCUUUUUAUUACCGAAAAAAGAUGUUAUAAUGCUUCAGGAAUCUCACACCAGCCUGAACAUGAAGGGUAA